Triticum dicoccoides is the source of this 849-nucleotide messenger RNA. RefSeq names its product WRKY transcription factor 23-like. The coding region runs from base 1 to 849 and encodes 282 amino acids. Gene Ontology annotation, molecular function: sequence-specific DNA binding; DNA-binding transcription factor activity. The transcript has 3 exons. Lineage: Eukaryota; Viridiplantae; Streptophyta; Magnoliopsida; Poales; Poaceae. The record is from RefSeq and is a predicted model, not a curated record. Gene Ontology annotation, biological process: regulation of DNA-templated transcription.
AUGUCCGGAUCCGCAUCAGGAGAAGGAAAUCACGACGGCGGCCAACUCUAUGGCGAGCACGACAGCGUCUUCUUCCAGAGUCCGGCGUGCGGCGGUGGGGACGAUGUUGGUGUAACCCCGUCGGCCUACUCCACCAUCACCAACUACCUGCAGGGGCUCCUCAACCCCGCGGAGCUCGCGAGGCCACCAAGCUGCCCGGCUGCGGGCCAGGUGAUCUGUGCCGCUGCGGCCCCGUCCACGGCCAACUCGUCGACGUCCAGCGAGGCGGUGGUCGGGCCCCGCGGGUGCAAGAGAGGCAUGCCGGCGCCGGAGGAGGGAGACGAGGAUGGUUUGGCCGAUCAUGGCAGCUGCAGGAGCGCCAAGAAGGAGCAAGAGAAGAAGGGGAAGGGGGAGAAGAAGGCCCGUGGCUCCCGUGUGGCAUUUGCGACCAAGAGCGAGGUUGACCACCUCGACGAUGGCUACCGCUGGCGCAAGUAUGGCCAGAAGGCCGUCAAGAACAGCUCCUUCCCAAGGAGCUACUAUCGGUGCACGGCCGCGCAGUGUGGGGUGAAGAAGCUAGUGGAGCGGUUGCAGCAGGACCCUUCCACGGUCGUCACCACCUACGAGGGCCGCCACGGCCACCCAAGCCCCAUCACCGCCCACCGUGGCGCACGGAUGCUAAUGGCCACCAGUGCCGACACUGUCUACUCGCUUGCCGCACUCCAACAUCACCAACAUGGCUUUUUUCCAACCGGUACUGAUGUCUACACUUCGUCGGUGGCACACCGAGUGUCGGAGUAUGGCGGCAUUCAGUUCCAUGCCGAUCUUCUUCCGGAUGCCACGAUGGGCUACCAGCAAGGGUAUCGUUAA